Carassius carassius (crucian carp) is the source of this 2906-nucleotide messenger RNA. RefSeq names its product myocardin-related transcription factor A-like. Gene Ontology annotation, biological process: smooth muscle cell differentiation. The transcript is spliced from 14 exons. The record is from RefSeq and is a predicted model, not a curated record. The coding region runs from base 418 to 2589 and encodes 723 amino acids. NCBI's taxonomy places the organism in Eukaryota, Metazoa, Chordata, Actinopteri, Cypriniformes, Cyprinidae.
UUUGAUAGCCCAACACAGUUGGCUCAACCCCUCUGUGUGGGGGUAGAGAGAGAGAGAACGAGGUGUACAGGGUGAAUUCUGCGUGUAGGAAAAGAGAAAGAAACAGAGGGCCCUUUUCUCUAGAUUUACCUGUGGAAGGGAAUGAACAAACAGACGAAAAAGAAGAUAAGGAACAACCUUGCCAUUGAGAAUUGCCUCGAUUAAAUGUGCCUCAAGUUCUGCCCUUGUUCUCCACCUCAAUAACAAGAAUCUCUUUCUCUCUCUCCAUUUUUAAUCUCUGUUCAACGCCACUCUGACAAAAACUCAAGGGAGUUCAGUCUGACUGGAGAGGAAAGAAAUCAUCAUAACUAUCUGCCCUGCAGGAGGAAGACGUAUCUUUAAAGCCCCCACCCCUUCUUCCCCUGCCGUCUCUCCAUUAUGACCUUGCUGGCAUCUGAGAGGUCACUGCUCAUACGCAAUAAGUUUCGCUCAGUUCUGCAGUUGAGAAUACAGAACCGCAGACAGCAGAAUGAACUUAAUGCAGAGUCUGGUACAAAGGCUUCUGUCCCUGAUAAAGUUGGGGAGAAAGAAGCCAGCAGUAGUUUGUGUCAGAGUGAAGAUGGUGCCACUCAGAAGUCGCCCCCGGGUGGUCUGACUGCUCAAACUGCACCAGCUUCUACAUUGCCAUCAGAUGUCUUUGAAGAUGACAACUCCUCUUCUGCCUCUGCAUCUCCCGAGCAACUCGGGAUGCACCAAUCUCCUGGCUUAUCAUCAUCACCUGGGCAAGGAGGUGACCAAUCGCUGAGUGAUGUGUCAUCUGUUGCUACGCCCAUCAGCCCAAACAGUGUACAGCAGUGCAGACUGGCGUUGCUCCCGGCAACUGAGUGCAUCAGCCAACCAAUGACCAUGACAGUAAUGGGGUCAAACUCCAUAUCAACAACUGGGAGAUCCAAAGGGUUGUAUGUGCCCUCCCAGACACCACCACUGCUGCCAAAGACAGCACAGCCUUCAGCUCCAUCUUCUCAUUCCAUUCUGGGUGGGUCCUUAACUUCAUCCCGCCCUCCACGGCCACGAAAGCCUCGUGAUUCAAAACCUAAAAUGAGGAAGUUGAAAUACCAUCAAUACAUUCCCCCAGAUCAAAGGACUGGGACUGGAAGCGGAGCUGGAAGUGCUUCACAAAAGCAAAAUAGCAGUCAGGCUCCAUCCACUGAUUCAUCUUACUCCAACCUCUUGCAACAACAGCAGGUGUACUUACAACUACAAAUUCUUAACCAGCAACAACAGCUACCUGUGACAAACAGUGAGAACCAUUCGAAGAUUUCUGGAACUACACCUCGAACUUCCCCUCAGUCUGGAACGCCAUCAACAAACCCCUCUACUCCUGAUACAAGUCCCACCCACCAGGCAGAGUUACUUCCCUUAAACCUUGAUGACUUAACGGUGUCAGUUCUUCGGCAGCAGUUGCGGAAACGUGGACUCCCAGUUUCUGGCACGAAGCCUGCACUAUUAGAGAGACUCCGUCCUUUCCAGAUGCCUCAUCCCCCAUUAACACCUGCGUCGCUUUGCCAGCUUGGGGCCACGCAGGAGCCCUCCCAACCUGCCAGCCUCAACCGAAUCCCUACCAGCUUAGACACCUCUGCCAACCCUGCUCCAGUGUACAUCAACCCUUCGGGUUUAGCAGAGCAAAGCUUAGGUAGUGAUAGUUACCACACUUCUCCUUCUUCUGCUGGCUCCAGCCCCACCUUACAUAGAUCCUCCCCUCCAAUGUCCUCUUGUUCUACAUGGAGGCCAGGCCAGGCAGUAGAUGAGCUAAGUGUGGAGCUGGAAAUGAGAGAGAGGAUGAGGAGCAGACCCAGAGAAGGAGCAAAGGACAAUCACCUGUGUGAAAGUUCCCUUCAUCCGUUCCUGCAACAGGAGCCAGGAUGCACCAGAGGGAAACCAGACACAGGUGGACAGGAACUGCUCUUUACGUACUGCACUGGUGAUGGAAAAGUGAACUGCUGCCAGCUUUGUGAUGCGAUUGGUCAAGACUUCGAUUUGCCAAUGCAAAUCACUGCCAGUCCAGCACAAGCAUCACCUACUGUCCGGAGUCUGGAAGAGGAACUACAGGAGGCCAUUCAAAGAGUGCAGAUGGACCCAAAUCAAUCCAUAGAUGACAUUUUGGAUGAGACUAUUGGUUGUUCAGAUAACUCUUUACUGAUCACAGAUGUCCAGUCAGCCACUAAUGUCCUUUCAGGCUCUUCCCCUGACCCACAGCCUGACCAAUCACAGUCCACCAAGCGCCAAAUAGAUGACAACUUCCUGUCCUCUCCUCUGUGCUCUUCGCUUCUUUUAGAGCUUCCUCCCUCACCUAACAAUGCUCCACCCCUCAGUUCAACCCCAGCUCCCCUUCCUCCUCCCCCCAUCUGCACCACUCCACCAUCUAGGUCAAUGUCCAGGAAAAGAAGGUCAGAGGUUUCUCCUUUUGACCCUGCUGAUUGGCUGGAGUCCUUGACCUCUGGCCUACACCCAUUGACCACCCCCAUCGCCCCAUUUCUAGAGAGCGAUUUUGGCCUUGACUCAGACCUGAACAUCAACAGAGUCCUCGACCUGAUGGUGGAGCAAUGGUGAGGAAGGGGACGUAGUGUGUGUCUGUAUGUGCGUAUGGCUAAUUGGAUGCAUGAUUGGAAAUUAAACACCUUUCAAAUCGUGUACUCUCGAGGGAAGACCCCUAAUCCUUUCAUUUGUUUCUCUGUUUUUGCAUCCAUUCAUCUCUGUCAACUAAUGUGACCAAACAGACCUGACUAGUGUUGACUGCUAACCUCUACUCCACGCAAUGUCGAGAGAAAGAGGGAAAUAGAAAAGGAGAUAUGCUUUGGUAACUCGUACAGAAAGAUCCACAAAGAGCAUGUGCACAUACGUCACACUUUCACAAUGACUUGUAUUUU